Eurytemora carolleeae is the source of this 682-nucleotide messenger RNA. Its product is annotated as ribonuclease kappa. The transcript is spliced from 5 exons. NCBI's taxonomy places the organism in Eukaryota, Metazoa, Arthropoda, Copepoda, Calanoida, Temoridae. The coding region runs from base 33 to 515 and encodes 160 amino acids. The record is from RefSeq and is a predicted model, not a curated record.
AAGGCUGCAAAUUAGCAGUGACUGCCCUGUAAAUGUACAUGUACUUUACGUACAGUUAUUUUUCAGACGGUGUAUGCAACUUAUUGCAGUACUUUCAAUUAUACAUAUAUAUAUAUCAUUCAAAGACUGUUAAGCUGUGUUCAGAGUUUCUUUCUGGUCUGUCGCAUAUUUCUCUAAAAAAUGAUAGAGGAAUUGAGCCCGGAAUGCCAUUGUGUGGAAAAACAACAGCUGUAAUCUGUGGACUUAUUUCUACUUGGGGAGUUGUACAACUUGCUCUGCUCGGCCUAUCUGCAUACCUUCGCAGCCCUGCUCUUAUUGAAGAUAUUAGUAUUGAAGAAAGAGAAUCCUGGACCGAGAGUGAUCUCAAGCUAGCUUUGGAUACAGGAUAUCAAAAAACAGCUUUAAACUGCUGGAUUGCCUCUCUUCUAUACUUCACUGCUCUUUGUGCUUCUGCCCAACAAUUCUGGGCUAACCAUCGUAUUGGAGACGAUCAAUUCAAGGCCACUCAGUUCUAAAUCUUACCAUUGAGACUGUUUGAGUAUUUGGUUGGGUGAAUCGGCGGGUGAGCUUCAUCAGUCUUCUUCCCAACACGUGGGUGAGGGCCUCCAAACUCAGUCAGGAUCUUACCAGCAAAUCCUAAAAUAGUUUCAGUGAAACUAAACUAUCAAAUUUAAAUUUUCAG